Messenger RNA from Electrophorus electricus (electric eel), 2169 nucleotides. RefSeq lists its product as uncharacterized. Gene Ontology annotation, biological process: negative regulation of MAPK cascade; peptidyl-tyrosine dephosphorylation. The record is from RefSeq and is a predicted model, not a curated record. Lineage: Eukaryota; Metazoa; Chordata; Actinopteri; Gymnotiformes; Gymnotidae. Gene Ontology annotation, molecular function: protein tyrosine/threonine phosphatase activity; MAP kinase tyrosine phosphatase activity; MAP kinase tyrosine/serine/threonine phosphatase activity. Gene Ontology annotation, cellular component: cytoplasm.
UCCUGCCUCGCGCAGGUAUAGACGUACAACAACAAAUCCAGGCACAAACAGAACAGAGAGGAGCGAGGGAAAACAGCUCCGGAGUGGAGCGAGUAAAGAUCCGGAAUCUACUACUAACCACAAUAUACUUCCACUUUUUGACUAGCUAAUACGCUUUAUUAUUUUUGUUGCAACUGGAUUACACUCUUGGACUUCUCGUGCUUCUUUUUUCUUGAACGAAUUGAGCAUUAUCAACAUUUCAUUUAAUUAUUAAUUUGAUCUGGCCCAAAUACGUCCUUUAAAAGAUGGUUUUGUACAGGGAAAGUCAAUCGGAGCAACCACCGCUAUCGCGUAUCCUGCCACAUCUCUACCUUGGUGCAGAGAGUGACGUUACGCAGGACUGUCUGUCUACCCGUGGAAUAUCGUAUGUGCUCAGCGUCAGCCGAUGCUGUCCUCAGCCUUCGUUCGUGCUUCAGUCGCAGUACCUGCGAAUCCCCAUAGACGACUCUCUCCGGGACGACUUGUUACCCUGGAUCCCCCAAGCACUGCGAUUCAUUGAUGGGGCCAUGUCUCUCGGAUGUUCUGUUAUAGUCCACUGUGCAGCAGGAAUCUCUCGUUCCCCAGCUCUUGUUGUUGCUUAUGUAAUGUACAGCUUGGGAAUGGACCUGGAGCAUGCUUACAGGUUUGUGAAAGAGCGCAGACCUACAAUAUCACCUAACUUCAACUUUCUAGGUCAACUGCAGCUCUUCCAGAAUACACUACCUUUAAAAAACAAACACACAGACCAACCCACACAUCAGCCAGUCACAUCCUCUGAUGCAUGUCUGCAGAAUGCUGGCAAAACAACCAACAACAAUUCCACUUUGGGGCUGUUUACCAACAACGAUGUACAGGAAAGUUUUAUAGACAGUAAUUGGGCAGUUAACAGGUACACUAAGGAGGCCAAAGGGGAUGUACACUGUGAGAACAAGAACAUCAGAACGGAAGCUGCUCAGAGCCCAAACCCAAAGCCGGAGUUUACAUUAUCCCUCUCUGAAAAGCUCAGAGCUCUGACUCUCAGUGUGGAGCCUGUAGAGGUGCCGAGAGCAGCCAGUGUUGUGUCUCUCGCCCAGCAGGAUGUACACACUCCCACUGCUUCGAAGCCUAGUCAGCUUCAGAUUCCUUCCUUCUUAGAAAAGCGCAAAACUCUCACUCUGUCCCUCACGCCGAUCUGUCCUAGUCCCAAAAAUCACCAGAAGGGGGUAGUGUCGGUCAGCAGCGACUUCAGUCAAAGCGAGCUGAGCAGUAUCCCUGCUGCUCACAGACGUCGUGAUCCUUCAGCUGCAGGACUGAACAAAGCGCAUAGGUCCAGCAGCCGAGAAGCUUUUACCAAAUGUACCAACUCAAGAUCACAGAAAAGAAGGAGUGAAAGAAAAAAUAGCCCCUCUCUGAACAAGACAAAAGAGGAGCAGCCGAGACCAAAGGCAGCUUUGCCAAAAGAACAGAGAGACAGCACAACAGCACAGUCCCAGCGGAAGACUCAGAGCCGGUGCAAUACUGCUUCUCACCAGCGGGCAUCAGAGAUGGAACUCGCUGGAAGUGCCGUGGAGGCAGUAGAGGGAAUGACUGGAGAUCAGAGCCCACUCUCACCCAUUAACCUAACAAUCAACAGACUCUUGGGCUGGGGAGAACGUAUGUUGCUUGGGGUGCUUCUUGGUCCCCAUAUCAAAGUGGGACAGGCUGCCCUGCCAUAUAAAUGCUGAAGAACAACUCAGAAGCAUGUAAAACUUGUUCAUGCAUCAUUGGACUGAAGCCAGUGAAAAGCAUUCGGACUCUUGCUCCUGAAGUGAACAAGAAAGAACUUUAAUGAAGAAGGAAAAUAAAAAGGAAGUGUAUUUGUGUCUAAAUUUGCGACUUGACUGCAUGUAGGACUUCUGUUUGAAAUUAUUUGUGUGACUGUACUGUGGUUGAAUGCUUCACUAUAAAUCGCCUAUUGGCAGUUGACAAUGUACUGGAUGUGUAUAAAUGACUCAAGAUGACUGCAAUCUCUCUGUUGUAUUUAAAUGCACAGCCCGCUAUAAAUCUAUUUAUUCAAUUACAUUAAUUAUUGGAUUGUUGUUAUUUAUAAAUAGAUAUUUUGAGAGUGAUUAGCUGUUUUGACGCUGGCUUGUACAGAGACAGUGUUCAUUAAAGACAACAUAUUUAACUUUU